CUCUUCUCCGGGAAUCCGAGCUACAAUUAAAGCAGUCACUGCGGGCUCCCUGAGUUGUGUGGUGCUCCUGGACCGUCUCUGUCGUCUGCUAGUUACUUAAAUCCCUAUAACCAUGUCUGACGAAGAAGAAGUUUACUCCGAAGAAGAGGAGGAGGAAGAUGAAGUCGUCGAAACAAAAACGACAACUACCACCACUACCACCAAAGUCGAGGAAGGAGCCGGCGAUCCAGAAUUCAUAAAACGGCAAGACCAGAAGAGGUCCGACCUCGACGAGCAGCUGCGCGAGUACAUCACAGAAUGGCGCAAGCAGCGCGCAAAGGAAGAGGACGACCUCAAGAAGCUGAAGGAGAAGCAGGCCAAGCGCAAGAUCGCGCGCGCAGAUGAGGAGAGGAAGAUGGCUGAAAGGAAGAAGGCAGAAGAAGAACGUCGUGUUCGCGAGAUCGAAGAGAAGAAACAGCGCGACAUCGAGGAGAAGAGGCAACGCCUCGAAGAGGCUGAAAAGAAACGCCAGGCCAUGAUGCAGGCCCUCAAGGACCAGAACAAGAACAAGGGGCCCAACUUCACCAUCACCAAGAGGGAUGCUUCAUCUAACCUUUCUGCCGCUCAGUUGGAACGCAACAAGACCAAGGAGCAACUCGAGGAAGAGAAGAAAAUUUCCCUUUCCAUCCGCAUCAAGCCCUUGGUCGUUGAUGGUCUGGGCGUAGAUAAACUCCGUCUGAAAGCACAAGAACUUUGGGAAUGCAUCGUCAAGUUGGAGACUGAAAAGUACGACUUGGAAGAGAGGCAGAAACGUCAAGACUACGAUCUCAAAGAGCUGAAAGAAAGACAGAAACAACAGCUGAGACACAAAGCCUUGAAGAAGGGUCUAGACCCAGAAGCCCUAACCGGCAAAUACCCGCCUAAAAUCCAAGUAGCCUCCAAAUAUGAACGUCGUGUUGACACGAGGUCGUAUGGAGACAAAAAGAAGCUAUUCGAAGGGGGAUUAGAAGAAAUCAUUAAAGAGACCAAUGAAAAGAGCUGGAAAGAGAAAUUUGGACAGUUCGAUUCCAGACAAAAGGCAAGACUUCCCAAGUGGUUCGGUGAACGUCCUGGCAAAAAACCUGGAGAUCCCGAAACUCCAGAAGGCGAGGAGGAGGGCAAACAAGUCAUUGAUGAGGAUGACGACCUCAAGGAGCCUGUAAUCGAAGCUGAAAUUGAAGAAGAGGAGGAAGAAGAGGAAGUCGAGGUCGAUGAAGAAGAAGAGGAUGACGAAGAAGAAGAAGAAGAAGAGUGAAUGCCAAGGCAGAAGAUAAUCAUGAAAUCAACAUUAGAUAACAUCAUAAUAUCUUCAUCGGCUGACGUGGUAGUUCCCUUCAGCAGUUAUUU
Molecule: messenger RNA, 1365 nt
Organism: Leptinotarsa decemlineata (Colorado potato beetle)
Lineage: Eukaryota; Metazoa; Arthropoda; Insecta; Coleoptera; Chrysomelidae
Gene: TpnT
Product: Troponin T, skeletal muscle
Biological process (GO): regulation of muscle contraction; sarcomere organization; muscle contraction
Cellular component (GO): troponin complex
Molecular function (GO): tropomyosin binding
Source: RefSeq, a predicted model, not a curated record